Haemorhous mexicanus (house finch) is the source of this 8435-nucleotide messenger RNA. It is a transcript of the gene NAALADL2, whose product is annotated as N-acetylated alpha-linked acidic dipeptidase like 2. The record is from RefSeq and is a predicted model, not a curated record. The transcript is spliced from 14 exons. Bases 194 to 2581 code for a protein of 795 amino acids. Lineage: Eukaryota; Metazoa; Chordata; Aves; Passeriformes; Fringillidae.
UCAGUUUAUAGAGGAACAGGUCAGGCAGGCCCAGGUAGCUCAGGAAGCAGGAUACUGAUUAUUCCCAGGAGAAAGUCAGGUAUAGGGUUACCGCGCCACGGUGGAAAGUCAGGAGGUCAGAACUUGCACAGCAGCCACGUCCCCUGGCUGGAACAGCUCAGCUCCUCUCAGGGGAGUUCAUAAUUCUGUGGAAAUGGGAGAGAACGAGCCCAGUGCAGCGAGUGCAGCCCAGCCAGAUAAAAAGAUGGCCUAUCACAAAGUGAAUGCAGACCAGAGAGCACAGGGGCACUCUCCAUACCUUGACAACGAUGAGCUCCAAGCCACAGCGUUGGACCUGGAGUGGGACAUGGAAAAAGAGCUGGAGGAGCCUGGCUUUGACCAUUUCCGACUGGACAGCGCAGCCCAGCACCACCUGGGCAACUCACAGAGCCCUGACCUCGACCUGGAGCCCAUCCAGGCUUCCUCCUCCCCAAAGGGAAGGUUCCAGAGGCUCCAGGAAGACCCUGACUACAUCUCCCACUACACGAGACAGGCACCAAAGAGCAACCGCUGCAGCUUUCUUCGGAUACUGAAAGUAUUUUGCACUGCUUUGAUUUUAUUUAUUUUUGGAAUUGUGAUAGGAUAUUAUGCACGUAAGAAAUGCCCUUCUCCCCCAACAUCUCAAGAACCAAAUAAUCCUCAGAUCUACCAUGAAAUUCUCAAGGAAAUCAAAGCUGAAAAUAUUCAGCGGAUUUACAGAGAUUUGUUAGAGUUCCCCAGAGGAGAUGAUGAUGCAGACCUUGCAGUGAAAAUCCUGGGUCAGUGGCGUUCCCAAGGCCUGGAAGAUGUCCGGCUGGUGAAUUACUCCGUUCUGCUUGACCUGCCAGGCCCUGCUUCAAACACAGUAACUCUGCAAAACAGCGGGGAAUGCUUUUAUCCAAGUGGACAGCAGUGCAGCACAGACCCCAGAACACUUCACAGCCAAGACCUGCUGUACUCAUACGCAGCUUAUUCUGCCAAAGGAACUCUUGAGGCAGAGCUUGUUGAUGUCCAGUAUGGGACCAUGGAAGACCUGAUCCGGAUUCAAGCCAUCACAAACGUGACCAAAAAAAUUGCACUUUUGAAGCUUGGACAGUCACCUUUGCUUUAUAAGCUUUCUCUGCUGGAAGAGGCAGGGUUUGGUGGUGUUCUCGUUUACACUGAUCCUUGUGACUUGCCAAAGACUGCAGACCUUGCUGAUAAAGCUUUUAUGGUCUCCUUGAACAGUGGGGGAGAUCCAUCCACGCCUGGUUAUGCCAGUAUUGAUGGAAGCUACAGGCAAAAUCGACUGAACCUCACAACACUGUUGGUACAACCAAUUUCUGCCCUGCUUGCCAGAAAACUUGUUUCCCUACCUGAGGACACUGCCCAAAGAGCCAGGUGUACACCCCUCCAACUGCCAGCUGCAGGCAAAAAAACAAUCAGUCUGAACAUUCAGUCUGUCACAACUUACAAGACAAUUUCUAAUGUCAUUGGCUAUCUAAAAGGAGCUGUAUUUCCUGACAGAUACGUCAUCAUUGGUAGCCAUCACAGCAGUUUGCAGGGUUAUGGUGGGCAAGGCUGGGCCAGCAGCACUGCUGUGAUCACAGCCCUGCUCCAAGCCCUGAUGCCAGAGGUGAGGAGGGGCUGGAGGCCUGACAGGACCCUGCUCUUCUGCUCGUGGGGAGGAACAGCCCUGGGCAACGUCGGCUCCUACGAGUGGGCUGAGGAUCUCGGGAGCGUUCUUCAAAGAAAUGUUGUGGCCUACAUCAGCCUCCAUAAUCCAGUCACAGGCAACUCAACUUUACGGCCCGUGGCAUCCCCUUCUCUUCAGCAGCUGGCAGCAGAGAGCCAGAGCUUCAACUGUGUGGAAAAGGCCAGAUGUCCAGGAUCCAAUGUGAGUUCUGUGCAGAUACAGGGAGAUUCAGAUUAUUUCAUCAACCACCUUGGAGUACCUGCCACGCAGUUUUCCUAUGAGGACAUCAAAGCAUCAGAGAAUUCCAGCUUUCUCUCUGAAGCUCUUUUUCCUGCACAUGCAACAAAAACUGAAGAGCUGGACCCCUCCUUCAGCCUGCACGAGACCAUUGCCAAGCUGACAGGACAAGUGACUUUGCAAAUUGCCACUGAUCCAGUUUUGCCGUUUAAUGCCCUCGACAUCGCGUUAGAAGUUCAGAACAGUCUGAAAGGUGAUGAAGCAGGCGUCCCCCAGCUGCUGGCAGUGGCGUCACGUCUGAGGGACACGGCGGAGCUCUUCCAGUCGGACGAGAUGCGCCCGGCCAACGACCCCCAGGAGCGAGCUCCUGUCAGAGUCAGGAUGCUCAAUGAUGUGCUACAAGGCUUGGAGAAAAGCUUCCUGCUUCAGCAAGCUCCUCCAGGACUUUACAGAAAUAUUCUUUACAGACUGGAUGACAGGACCAGCCAGUUUUCAGUGCUGCUGGAGGCCCUGGAGCACUGCAAACUACAUCAGUCAAAUGAGACCGUGCAGGCAGCCUUGUCAGAGGUGCUGAGCAGCAUCAAUUCAGCUCAGGUCUACUUCAAAGCAGGACUUGAUGUGUUUGAGACUGCCUUAGCUGGAAAGAAAUGAGAGGAUUCCCUGCAUUCCAAGACAUUUGUUUACAACUCUCUAAACAAAAGUUCCACUUGGACCAGAAUUGCUCUGAGGAUCAAACCUUUCUCAGCCUUUCCUUCAGCUGGCGCUUAAAGGUACUGCAACACGUGGUUUAAGAAAUGUAAAACAGUAUUUUGCACUGUUCACAAUAUAUCUCAAAUGCCUGUUCCUGAAUGUAUUAAACCUAAAGAGAGGGAGUAACACUUCAGAGAUGACUUUUGGAAGGAUGUCUGCUGUAUUUUUGUAUGUAAAAUAUGUUUUUAUGACCAAGAGCUCAAUCAUGCGAAGCACCAAGCAUGUCCUGUGAUGUGCUGAAGCCCUGGUUCUGAGACACCCCAGAUGUGCAGCCAGGGGAGAUUUCCUCUGUCAGAAAAACAUGACUCAAGUUUCUUAAUGUUUUCAGCCAGCUCAUCUUCUUCCUUACUCCAUUCAGAGUAAGUAGUUGAAGGAUGUGGUGUUUCCUUGGGUGUCCAGCACCGGAGUGGAAAUGCACAGAACACCUUUACAGGUGCAAUCCAACACCUUUACUCCUGUGGAACAAUAAAUACCUCAGUUCUGAGAAUACAGAUAAACUUUGAUUCUUCCAUUUCUGUAUGAAAAUAAAGAGUGGUUUUCUCUGAUGUUUCUUGGAGAGGAAAUUUUUGUGAUGAUUUCAAAUUAUUUGAAAAGUGUGAGUCGGUAAUUACACUUGCACAAAAAUGCUUUGAAUGUUUAUGUUAAAUGAUAAGAACUGCCUAGUCUUUAUAAGGCUGGAGGCCUUAAAAUUUUUCACCAAACAUUACCAAAAAAUCCCACUUCAAGGUCUCUCAGCUUCCAGAGAGCUGUAAAUAAAAGCAAGACCUCCAAGACCUGAGAAGAGUUUUGGGAUUCCAUCACUCUUGGCCACACCACCCACUGUUCCAGGCUGGAUUGUUCCAUCAAGCCUCACAUCUAGGACCCAGGUCAUUGUCAGAAAAGCACAAGGUAAAACAUGCAUCCAUUCCCUGCUGUAGAACCAGGAAUUCAAGUGUGGAGGCACAAGCUGGUGAAGCAUAUUGCAGAGCUAAAAUGCAAAUCUGUUUUUCCCUUGGUAGAAGGCUCUAAUCACACCAUUGCCUGUUGGCCAAAGUAAUCUGUGUGUGAAAGGAUCAAGAGGUUCAGUGUCCUCUGAGGGGAUGCUAUACCCAUUUGAGAACUCCAGGUCUUAAUAAUAUAUACAGUUGAAAUUGUUAAGCCCUAUUUGGGUUUUACAGUCUCAGAUGAUUCUAGGUUUAGAGCUUAAAUAAUUAAUUUUAUAUAGAUACUCAGAAUUUAAAUAUAAUUUAUUUGAUGGAAAUGUUAAAUGUAUUGUUAUCCAGUUUGCCAUGUUAACAUUACAAGAACAUUUCAGGUUGGAAUAAAAAUGGAAAAAGUGUCUGUUUUAAUGUUUAAAAAGUGCCUUCAGGAAAAUUUCUGAGUGCACAAUUUGGUGAAAAAUUUUCUAAAGUUCACAUAGCAAGAAAUGAGCUGUUUACAGAUCUGGGUUUCUGUUCCAAAGCCCUUACAAAGGGGUCUCCAAGCAAUGGCCCAGGACUGGGUACACACAGCUGUGCUGUUGCUACAUUUCUUCAUAAGUUAUGAUUGAGCAGAGGCAGAGCUGUGCUGCACAGAGCUGUGCAGUUGUACAGCAGCCUCUGCAGUGGGAAUUUGUUCAGCACCAGUCAGUGGGACUGCAUGGACUCAUCAUUAUCUCCUAGCUUUCCUUGGCAUCUGAUCAGCAAAAAUUGAUGAUGAUUCUUUUGCUAAUGCUGGCACCAGUUUAGUGCAGAGAGAAUUUGACUUCUGGAGAAUGACAUUGUUUAUGAUGCACGUUCACCCCUUGUCUGCAUUGUUUUUAUUAUUGUAAGAUUCAAGUGGUUGGAAUAUCCACAUUUGAAUUGUAUGUUUAUUUUGGGGACUUGGGGAUGUACUGUACUAUGGGGCCUUUGGUGGGAUUCAGUGAUAAAGGGUCAUGUGCCAUUAGGAGACCAAAAGAGAGGUUAACACCUUUGUUGACUCUACCAGGUGAGUUUAAUAACUGCUUCCUCAUCCUUAGAAUGUUCCACCUCUAAUGCAACCAAAGUGUACUCAGCAAAAUCAGUGAAAUCUGGUGGAAGCAAUAUCUCUCAUGGAUGAUUUCUCAACCCUGUAAUUCCAAAAUAAAAUAUUUAUCUUGUUUUCUCACUAAUGUCCUUCUGUAACCACUUCUAAACUAACAGACUUAAAAGUACUCUGCUAGAAAAGCACUGCUGUUGUAAAUGUCUGUCUAUUCUAGACACAAUCAGAUGUUCUUGUUGGUGAGAUGAAUCAGAUGAGCUAUUUAGGGACUUAAAUGCAUUGAUUUCAAUGUCAUCUCACACUUUUAGAUCUUUUGUAGGCUUUUAUUUCAAUGUUAAGAUCUUACAUAUAAGUGAGUGCUCAGUGAUAAUAUUUGUACCAUUAUAGCUUGGAAAAAAAAGCACUUUUGAGCCAUAUCCUUCCAUUGAUUUUUAAAUCCUACCUAUUGACUUCAAGGAAUUUACAGCAAGUUAAGGUCCUAAGUAUCUGGUGAGCUUCUAACAUAGAGUUUUUGCCCAAACAGCUGUGGAACAUCAGCUAAAGGAAGGUGCUAGUAAAUCAUAGCAGCUUACCCAGAUUGACUUCAUUCCUGUGUUGUACUGGAAUAAACAGAGCACCCUUAAAGGCAGAAGCACGUUUGCAAAUUGCCUGAAUGAUACUAAAAAUGUGUGAGCUUUUCAGAAGCAUCAGCUGCCAGAGACAGUAUAGCAAAUGCAUUGAUUGCUCCUUAAUCCAGAGUCAUGCUCACAGUGACCAGAAAAUCCCUGCAGCCUGCAAUAUUUGUAUGUUGAGACAGUUGAUAAUAAAAAGCCAAUAAGGUUUUAUUAGUAUGUAUUUUAAAGAGUCCAUAAAAAGGCUAAAGCACAAUCAAGGCAGAUGAAUAAAAAGUACAUGGGAGCUGGAUUUGGAGUACUAACCUUAAAAAAGGCAGUGAAUUGUUUUUAUCAUCCAAGAGGAAUAGUACCCGUGUGAAUAUGCAAACACACAAAUGCCCUUUAUCUUCAAAAGGUUUUGCAAAUAUUAAUUUACUUGCAGUGAUAUAAUACAUCUAGAUAAACAUAGAUGUAAAUAAUUACGUGAGAAAAUUAGCAAACUCUUUGCAUUGCCUCCCUUCCCUUUUAGGAAAGUGUUUCAGUCUAGAGAUGUGAAAGGAGGCACUGCAGCUGACCUCAGUUCUUGCAGCAGUAGGUGGGGAAAGGUUAAAUCUCAGGUAUGGCAGAAGGAACCCCUGGAAGUCAUUUAUUCCAACCUCCCUGCUCAAGCAGGACCACCUAAAAACAGCCUCCCAGGAGGGGCUGUGCUCAGGUUACUGUGCAAUGCCUUCCAGGGAUGGAGAUUCCUCAGCCUCUCUGGCACUCUGUGCCAGUGCAUGGUCACCCUCACAGAGGAAGUCUUUCAUUCUUCCAUAGAAACAGUUCCUCCAAAUUUCUCCCCAUAUUUCUGAGUUGUUAAAUUAUUGUAAUUAUUUUCACAGCAAGCAUUCAAAAGGUAGCCAUCAUUUCAUCUAGUGAAAACUCUCAGAAACCAUCUCCAGGAUUUCACAGGUACAAUAUGUUGGAAAGUUUGUAUGAGGAGAUUUGUCCUUCAAGGCAUAAAGUACUUUUUUGAAAGCCAUAGAAACUAUUGUAUUUAUCUUCUGAGGUCUUUUGUACAGUCCCUGGUCCCCAGUCACAGGAUUUCUCUUUACUUAGGAGGCUGUCACCUCAUCAGCACAUAUGUGGCUAUAAAUGCAUCUACUUUACCCAAACUUUGGGAUCUCACUGUGGUUUGUGUUGAGUGGAAGGGAAGGCAGGAUAACUCUAUGGCUCAUUCUGGCUUUCACAGCUGUUAAAUGCUGUAGAAAUGUCUGGUCUGUGUUCUCCAAGCAGCAGUUCAGAUCUCCCUGGCAGGCCCUGUGCUGGGAGCAGUGAUCUGUGGCACUCAGAAGUGGCACCUCUGUGUGGCUGUCCCAGCAAACCAGCUCAGUGUGGGAGAUGUUCUUUCCCUUUGACACUCAGUAACAUUUCAGCAGUGUCACACCAGUCCCAGAAGAAUGAGUGAUAGGAAUGAAAUCUCAUUUCAACAUGCCUGGGACCUGAGUUUGGAAAACAGUUAGCCUUGUACUGUUAGUGUUCAGAACAAAGUAAGGUGGUGUGUUUUGGGGCUCUGAAUCUACACAGUUUGAGACAGGGUUUCCAGUAGCACAAGUCAAUGUCUCAGAUAUAGAAUACAAACAUAUUUCUGGUCUAUUACAUGUUAAAAUUACUUGGGUAGCAAUGCAGUGAUAGUUUUGGGUGGCUUUAACCCUCUGGCUGUUUUUUCUCCCUCUAACACCAUCCUCUCCAAUCCCUUACAUUCACCUUCUCUCACAUCGUUUUGCAAUGUGAUUUUUCCCAUCCCUCACCACCUUCUUCUCAGCCAUUCCCACUAGUUUUCUGUCUCCAUUCUGUUUCCUUAUCACUUCUUAAGCUCCCUUUUAAUUUGCCAACCACCAGGUUAAUCCCCCUCUUUUCUCUCUCUGAUCUCAGUCAUGCCUUUUGUUCCCCAUUCAGUUCUCAACUCACCUCCCUCAAGUUUCAAUUAUUAUUCCUGGAACAGCUGACCAUAAUAAAGAGCUGAAAGUGGUGGAAAAGUCCUGCUCAGAUCCAGAUGGAUAAAGUGUGAGGGGACAUCAUCUGUAAAAUUCAAAGUAUUCACUUCUGAGUACAUGCAAGCAGCAGGUUUUCAGUUAUAGCUUGACUGAAUGGAAACAGAUUUUUUUCCUAUCUUCUUUCUUUCUCUCUAAUGUCUGGACCAGGAAAUUCCCUCAAAAAUAGCAGUGUAGAAAGGUGAUAAUCUUGAAAGUUUUGAAAUAAAGCUUUGAAGUUUAUUUGAAUCCAAUUCUGAAGUUGGAUGAAUAAGAAAUUAUAGACAAAGAAUCAGAAUUGGUACUGCCUGUCUACAAAAUAAAACAGGCAAUAUCUAAGCACAGAAUUUCUCUGAUCUUGCAGGAGCCAUCCAGCAUUCUCUCCAUGUUGGCUAAAUACCAAACUUCUGUGUGUAAUUCUGCUGUCCUACAGUGUUUUACAUUGUUAAGGAUGGCAAGGACUAAAUCUACAUGCACAAACCUGUACUUGAACAUGCACAUUUGAGCCUAGGAAGUGCCUAAGAAUAAUGAACACUCAUUUGGGAAGCACAGGCUUUUAAAAUCCCUAAAUUAGACUGCACUGUUUACUAAAACUGUGGUGCUGUUAAGCCUUUGGUUUUUUCCUAAUUAUAAUCCCACUACUGCUGGUUAUUUCUACUGUUGCUCAUACAGACUUGUUAUAACUGGAGAAAAUGUACACCUGUGUGGAUUUGCAAAAAAGAUUAUGUUGCACCUCAGUCAUACUGACCUUACUGGACUGUUUUUUCCAACAGGGUUGACUUUACCAGGGUACUGUUCCACAGAACCAAGGUUAGCAGAAUUUAGCCACUCUUCAUGGAAUUUCCCACAGGAUUUGGUAUCAGAAGAUCAAUUAUUUCUGUUUAGUCUAUUUUCUUUAAUCUCUCAACAUAGAUUAUUAGAAGCAAGAAUGUAUUUCUUUUUUUUUUUAAUUGGGAGCAGUCUCUUGGUAAACGUUAAGUAAGCCCACAGGGCAGAAUAGGAAUGUGUAUGUACAAGUGAUAUAAUCUGGAAUUAACUUUAUACCUUUUAUGAAUGUUGGAUUAAUGCAGAGAUACUUUUAUGAAUUUUACAGGUUGGAAUUAAUACAAGGACUUAAUUUAAGAAAUUUAAUCAGAAUAAAGGUGUGGAACAACAGUUUUGCUGUGUAAA